Messenger RNA from Neohortaea acidophila, 1267 nucleotides. Its product is annotated as mitochondrial 54S ribosomal protein YmL9. The record is from RefSeq and is a predicted model, not a curated record. Gene Ontology annotation, molecular function: structural constituent of ribosome. Gene Ontology annotation, biological process: translation. The transcript has a single exon. Lineage: Eukaryota; Fungi; Ascomycota; Dothideomycetes; Mycosphaerellales; Teratosphaeriaceae. Gene Ontology annotation, cellular component: ribosome; mitochondrial large ribosomal subunit. The coding region runs from base 38 to 967 and encodes 309 amino acids.
AUUGCACAUCUCCAAUUUCAGCACUACAUCCUCGACCAUGCCACCCAAACCAACACAGAGGCUAUUCAGCCUCCCGCCGCGCUUCCUGUGUCCCUCCAUCCCACGCACCCUCAUCCGCACCUUCCGCACCUUCGCCCCCAUCGUGCCCGGCAAGCAAAGCAGAUUCAACUACGGCCACAACCUCCCCCUCCUCGGCGCCUCCAAACAAGCCGCCUUUCUCCGCAAAGAGAACAACCUCCCCCUUCGAACAGGCGCGCUCACCAUCAAGAAAGGCAUGACGGGCGUGUACGAUCCGGAGACGGGCAAGCGCACCCCCUGCACCGUGUUGCAGCUCGACCGCUGCCAGGUCAUCAGUCACAAGCGGCGAGACAAGCAUGGCUACUGGGCUGUGCAAGUUGGGUCUGGCACGAAAGAAGCGAGGAAUGUCACUCGUCCUGAGCGUGGACAUUUUGCUGCGCAUGAAGUGCCGCUUAAACGCCAUUUGGCGGAGUUCAGGGUCAAGAACGAGGAGGGCUUGCCGGCAGUUGGAAGUGUGAUCACAGCCGAUCUAUUUCAAGAAGGACAGUUCGUCGACGUGCGAGCGGUGACGCGAGGAAUGGGCUUCGCGGGCGGCAUGAAGCGAUGGGGAUGGGGCGGGCAGCCGGCGUCACACGGUACGUCGCUCACGCAUCGCGCCAUGGGUUCGGCAGGAGGCAGUCAAGGGAGUGGAUCGCGAGUACACCCGGGCAAACACAUGGCUGGGAGGAUGGGAGGGGAGAUGCACACGGUGCAGAAUUUGAAGGUGAUGAAGGUGGAUGCGGCGAAUGGGAUUGUGGUUGUGCAUGGCGCCGUGCCGGGGCCGAAGUACUCGAUUGUGAAGGUUCAGGAUGCGCUGAAGAAGCCUUGGCCGGAGGCUGAUGCGCUCGCGGGACUGUCUGUCGGUGGUGGCGGUGCUGGGCUGGCGGCGGCGGCGGCGGCUGAAGCGUGAUGGCAGACAUCGUGGAUACCGAGACAGGAGAAGAAAGGUAGCAUACGCCGCCUUGGACGUCAGGCAUUGCGCCACGAGGUCAUCAGAUCUGCUAAAGCAGGCAUGUGGCGGGGUCGCACGCGAUGCAAUGAAGGAAGUGACCUGAUCGCGAGCCGCACAGCUCUCUGACGUACACAAGGCUUCGCCAAACGUGGACACUAUUGUGUAGUGAACGCAACUUGGACAGCCACCGUGCCUGCGAGCGACGAGUCAGACCGCGCUCGCGUCCGCCAGAUGACGUUGUCGCAGCAUCUCAUCAUA